This is a messenger RNA of Miscanthus lutarioriparius, 1893 nucleotides long. NCBI's taxonomy places the organism in Eukaryota, Viridiplantae, Streptophyta, Magnoliopsida, Poales, Poaceae. The record is from the annotation of a GenBank genome assembly.
AUGGCGUCCGUCAAGCUCGGCUCCAAGCCUGACGCCUUCAAGCGGCAAGGCCAGGCAUGGUUCUGCACAACAGGACUUCCUAGCGAUGUCACCGUUGAGGUUGGGGAUAUGUCUUUCCACCUUCACAAGUUCCCUUUACUUUCAAAAAGUGCCUUUCUCGAACGGUCGAUUGAAGAAAAUUCAGACCAAGAAGAAUGCAUCAUCAAACUAAAUGACAUUCCUGGGGGUGCCAAGUCAUUUGAGCUAGUUGCAAGGUUCUGCUAUGGUGUGAAAAUAGAGCUUUCUCCUGCAAAUGUUGUCUACCUACGAUGUGCCUCAGAGCAUCUAGAAAUGACCGAAGCAGUGGCUGAGGAAAACCUGAUUGCCCAGUCAGAAAUGUUCCUCAACCAAGUGGUUCUCCGUAACUGGAAAGAUUCCCUGACAGCAUUGGAGACAUGUGAUGACCUACUCCCCCAUGCUGAAGACCUCCAGAUUGUGAAGAGAUGCAUCGAGUCGUUAGCAUCAAAAGCUACUACUGAUCCAAACCUCUUUGGAUGGCCGAUAAGGGAACAUGGCAUGAUGCAAAGCCCAGGUGGCAGUGUACUGUGGAAUGGGAUCAGCACGGGUGCAAGGCCCAGAAACUUCAAUUCAGACUGGUGGUAUGGUGAUGCUUCAUCAUUGAGUUUCCCCAUGUACAAGAGGUUAAUCUCCACCAUGGAGUCUCGAGGCAUUCGGCCUGAAAUAAUUGCUGGUUCCUUGACCUACUAUGCCAAGAAGUAUCUUCCAGGACUCAAUAGGCGUCAUAGUCAUAGCAUGGGCACAGUGGCUCCUACGGCUACUCUAUCUGAGGUUGAACAGAAAAACUUACUUGAGGAGAUCAACCGGCUAUUGCCCGUUCACAAGGGUGUAGCAUCAACAAAAGUUCUGCUUGGGCUCCUUCGCACGGCCAUGAUUCUGAAAGCCAGCCCCACGUGCAUCUCUAACUUGGAGAAACGGAUUGGCAUGCAACUAGACCAGGCCACUUUGGAGGAUCUACUGCUGCCAAAUUUCUCCUACACAAUGGAAACUCUGUACAAUGUGGAGUGUGUGCACAGGAUUCUUGAUCAUUUCUUGGCAAUGGACCAGGCAAAUGGCGGCGAGUCCCCAUGCUUGGAUGAUGUUAUGGCAUCCCCAUCCUUGGCACCGAUCACAAGUGUUGCCAAGCUAAUUGAUGGCUAUCUUGCAGAAAUUUCACCAGAUAUCAAUUUGAAGCCUUCUAAGUUCCAAGCUCUGGCAUCUGCUAUCCCUGAAUAUGCCCGGCCACUGGAUGAUGGACUUUAUCGUGCCAUUGAUAUAUACUUGAAGGCUCAUUCCUGGCUAUCAGAAGCUGAAAGGGAGCAGCUCUGCCGGCUGUUGGACUGCCAGAAGCUCUCCCUGGAAGCAUGCACUCACGCCGCCCAGAACGAGAGGCUGCCGCUGCGCGUGGUGGUGCAAGUCCUCUUCUUCGAGCAGCUCCAGCUGAGAACCUCGAUCGCAGGGUGCCUGCUGGUCUCCGACAACCUCGAAGGCUCCAGGCCUCUGCGGAGCGGCAUCGCGACGUCUGGCGAGGCUGGGGGCUGGGCCACGGCUGUCCGAGAGAACCAGGUCCUGAAGGUCGGCAUGGACAACAUGCGGAUGCGACUGGCCGAGCUGGAGAAGCAGUGCUCGAGCAUGCGGCAGGAGAUCGAAAAGCUGGGCGGGCGUGCGGGCAAGGGCAGCGGUGGUGGGUGGGCCUCCCGCGUCGUGCCCCGGCGGCUCGGCCUGAAGGUGAGGUCGCAGAUGUGCAGCGCCCAGGAGGGCUCCGUCAGCGAGCAGCAGAGGAGCAUGAGCGCCAAGCUCGACAAGCUGCAGGCCAAGGUGUCGAAGCAGAAGAAGCAGUUGGCCGCGGAUGCCUGA